AUGGUUCCGCGCGGAAUUGCAUGGGGGGACGCGCCGGACCCGUGCUGCAGCGGACAGGCGGACGGUUUCCGUCGCCACCCCACCGACUGCAGGCGAUUCUGCCUGUGCAGCAGCGGCGACUCGCGCGGGCGCGUCUUCUUUUGUCCCGAGGGCUACGUCUUCGACGUGCGCACCUCGACGUGCGCAAGCACCCACGACGUCGCAUGCCCAGGCGCGUCCGUUCCGGACGCUGCGGCGGGCGCUUCCGCUCUGGGCGCUGCGUCUGGCGCUGCUUCCGCCGGUGCUUCCGACGGCUCUUCCGGCGGCUCUUCCGGCGGCGCGUCCGGCGCUCUUUCCGGCGGCACGUCCGGCGGUGGUGGCGAGGAGGGGGCGUCGCUGUGCGCGGGGCUGGAGGACGGCCCUCACCAGCACCCGAAUGACUGCAGCCAAUUCAUCUUCUGUCUGAACGGCCACGUGAAGAGCACCGUGAGCUGCGGCGCGCGCAUGCGAUUCAGCGACGACUCCAAGACGUGCGAGUACUCCUUCCUCGUCGACUGCCCCGCCGCCGACAGCGCCGCCGUUGCCACGUCGGAUUCCACGUCAGAGGCCGCGUGGGGAGCGACCACCGCCGGUUCCUCCCUGCCCGAUGCAUCUGUCGCCACGUCAUUCGACGACUCUGGCCGUGGCGGUGCCUAUUUUUCUUCCUCUUCCUCUUCCUCCUCUUCCUCCUCUUCCUCCUCGUCAGCAGCAUCCCAAUCGUCGAAUCUGUUCACGGCUGCAGCGGCCAUGGGGGCAGCAAGCAGUGGUCCUUCGGUCUUUGCCCUGGGGCGAGACAAGGUUCCUGGGAAUGCGAAUGGGAUCAGUAAUGGCAAUGGGAACGGGGUUGGCAACGGCAAUGGGAACGGGGUUGGCAACGGCAAUGGGAAUGGGAACGGCAACGGCAACGGGGUUGGCAAUGGGAACGGGAACGGGAACGGGAACGGGAAUGGGAAUGGAUUCGGCAACGGGAAUGGCAACAUCUGGGGCAACAGUGGCAGUUCGGGCAGUGUAGGCAGCACGGGCAGUUCGGGCGGUUCGGGCGGUUCGGGCAGUUCGGGCAGUUCGGGCAGUUCGGGCAGUUCAGGCAGUUCGGGCAGUUCGAGCAGUGCGUUCAUUUGGGCCAGUCCGGGCAGUUCGGUCAGCAAGGGCAGCGUGGGCAGUGGGGGCAGCAGCAGUGGGGGUAGCGUGAGUGCUCCUGUGACCUGCUGUACCAGGAAACCCAAUGGCUACUGGCAAGACCCUACCAACUGCAGCUCCUUCUGCAUCUGUAUGCGCGGCCAAGUGGUAGCAAGACUGCAGUGCCAGUCCCCUCUCCUAUUCAACGACAAUGCCAAGGUCUGCGACGCUCCCGAAAACGUCCCCUGUGCCGCCACCAGUGGGGGUGGUGAUGGGAGCGGCGGUGGUGGUGGUGGCGGCCCUACCCCCUCUCCUCCUUCCUCUCCUCCCCCGCCUUCCACGCCCUCUCCCUCUCCUCCUCCCCCUUCCUCUCCGCCUAUCUCUCCCUCUCCCCCUUCCACCUCUCCAGCUCCCCCUUCCUCCCCCUCCCCUCCUCCGCUCUCCCCUCCCACGCCCCCUCCCUCUCCUCCCCCUCCCGGAUCAUGCUGCGACGGCCGCCCAGACGGAUACUUCCAGGAUGCUUCCGACUGCAGCCGCUACUGCAUCUGCGCGGGGGGCAAGCAGGCAGCGCUGCAGCGGUGCCCUGCAGGGCUGAUCUUUAACAACGACGCCAAGGUGUGCGACGGCGCGUACAACACCACGUGCAACGGCAUGACCGUUGGCGGCCCGGACGUGGAGGACAAGGUGGGAGGCACGCAGCCAUUCGCGUCCGACAAAACGCCCUCGCGUCUCAACCGCUACUCGCGCUACUCCUCGCUCUCCACCGCACUCCCCACCUUCGUCGACUGGCGCGCCGCCGGCGUGCUCUCUCCCGUGCGCGACCAGGGCGUGUGCGGCGUCUGCUGGGCCUUCGCAACCACAGCAGCUGUAGAAGCGGCUGUUUCGAUUUCCAUGGCGAAUUCGCGGCUGUUUGCUGGGAGGCUCCGGGGUGGCAAGGCGAGGUUUUCCGUGCAGCAGGUUGCGGAUUGCACGCAGACGUCUGCUGCUGCGGCGUCGAUUGGCGGGUUUAGCUACAACAACGCUGCUGCUGCCGCUGCUGCUGCUGGUUCUGGUACUAAUGCUGCUGCUGGAACCACCACUGCAACCACCGCCGCAACCACCGCCGCAGACACCACCACAGGCACAAGCACCACAACUGCUGGUGACACCACUUCUUCUGGUGCUGCCACUGGUGCUGCCACUGGUGCUGCCACUGGUGCAGACACUACCUCCUCCGGUACAACAUCUGCAGUCAACGGUGCAGAUUCAUCACCACCGCCACCACCUGCAGAUCCAACGGUCGGUACAGGUUCCGACCCUCUAGACAAUCUGCUCUCUAUCUGCCGGCCCGGGUGGCCAGGGGACGCUCUGGAGUAUGUGGCGGCUGUGGGGAGGCUGCAACUGGACAGGCAGUAUCCGUUCCUGGGGGAGAAUGGUACUGGCCAGUGCUCUGCUCCUGCUCCUGCUGCCCCUGCUGGCGUUGCUGCUGGUGGCGGUGCUGCUGCUGGUGCUGCUCCUGGUGUCGCUCCUGGUGCUGCUAGCGGUGCUCCUGGGGUGGCGCCUGGUGGUGCUGUUACUGCUGCUGGAGCAUGGGCAGUAUGGCAACCGCCUACCGUGGUGCGAUACGAGAUGGUGCCGGCGAGUGAAGACGCGCUGCUGUCAGCAGUGGCGGCGCAACCAGUGAUAGUCAACAUCCAGUCGCGCGUGCCCUCCUUCCUCGCCUAUGCUGGGGGUGUCUACGCGGACCCUCUAUGUGACAACGGGCUGUUAGACCACUCCGUGCUCGUGGUGGGGUUUGGCACAGACCAGGUCUCUGGCACGCCCUACUGGAUCGUUCGCAACAGCUGGGGGGACGCAUGGGGAGAGCAGGGGUACAUGCGCAUGGCUCGAGUGGGCGGGAGGGGUACUUGUGGCAUCACCAGCAUGCCGGGUUUCUACCCUGUUACCACCAGCACAUCGCCGUGUGACAGUCCCAACCCGUGUGGGGCGGGCGAGUGUGUGGAGGACGUGAGGAGGAAGAACAGAGGCGGGUACCGCUGCGCGAGCUGCCCUGAUGGCUACGCUGUCGUGGAGAACUCAGACAAGUCACAGACAUGCGUGUCAGUUGACGCCUGUUUCUCGUCCACCUUCAACCCGUGCGGUGUGGGGGAGUGCACCAACGUGGGAGACGGCACAUACACGUGCGACUGCACGGAGAACACAUGGCCCGUCAUUCGUCCCGAUGGCUCCCCCACUUGCACCAUGGGCCGAGCCUCCGCCUUCUGCCCGUCCCUCUUCACCACCUCAGCCAACGACACCUGCGAAUCAGUCGCCACCUUUGCCCGAAUGUCCGUAGACGACCUCCUAGAAGUCAACCCCGGGCUUAUCUGCGACAAUCUCAAGGGAGGCCAGCAGCUCUGCAUCAGCAUGAAUCUACCCUGGGCCGCCCGGUGCUUGUAUGGAAAGUACACGGUUGUGCGCGGUGACACGUGCGCGGCUAUUAUCUGGAAGUAUUAUCGGCGGUCCACACAGCUCUACACCUCCAUGAAUGGCGGUCCGUGCAUUAACUCGAGGCUUUAUGUUGGGAUGGUGCUGUGCCUGCCUAGAUGA
Closterium sp. Yama58-4 is the source of this 3702-nucleotide messenger RNA. The record is from the annotation of a GenBank genome assembly. Lineage: Eukaryota; Viridiplantae; Streptophyta; Zygnematophyceae; Desmidiales; Closteriaceae.